Molecule: messenger RNA, 1554 nt
Organism: Falco peregrinus (peregrine falcon)
Lineage: Eukaryota; Metazoa; Chordata; Aves; Falconiformes; Falconidae
Gene: ZNF385A
Product: zinc finger protein 385A
Cellular component (GO): nucleus
Molecular function (GO): zinc ion binding; nucleic acid binding
Source: RefSeq, a predicted model, not a curated record
CACGCGCGGCCCGCCCACGCGUGUCCCGACAUGUGCGCGCGCCCGCGCGCCUGUGCGCGUGCGCGGCGGGCCGGGGGGACACGCGUGGCGGGAGGACGCGCCGGGACACGUGAGUGACCGCGGGAACGCUGCGGGGGGGGUGGGGGGGGCGGCGGGUGGCGAGGAGGAGGAAGCUGCGGGUGCCAUGCGUGACCGGCGACACGCGUGACCGGCGACACGCGUGUACCACGCGCCUCCAGCUGCCCCCCCCGCCGCUGCCCCACUUCUGCGCGGCGCCAUUGGCCGGGCCGGGCGGGGGCGCCAGGAGCCGCGGGGGGCGGGAGCGGCCACCCCUCACCCUGUGCCCCCCCCCCAGGCCGGCCGGGCGAUGCUGCGGGCCCCGGGGCCGCUGGGGGCCCCCCCCGGCCGCCUCCUGCUGCCCGACGCCGCUGCCGCCCUGCGGCUGCUGCCGCCGCUGCCCGCGAUGGAGCCGGUGCCGAAGGCAGUGCUGGGGGCGGCGCUGGGCAAACCCCGGCGCCCCGUCAUCGCCUGCAGCGUCUGCCAGAUCCGUUUCAACUCUGAGAGCCAGGCGGCAGCACACUACCAGGGCAACCGGCACGCGCGACGCCUGAAGGGGCUGGAGGCCACCCGUGCCCGCCGUGGGGGGGACACCACAGGGACCCCCAGCCCCAUGCCCACCGCAGCUGGGGAGAUGCCUGACAGCACAGCAGGUGACCAGCCCCCAGCACCUGCAGCCCCCGGUGCCCCCAGGCCACCCUCGCCUCCUGUUCCCCCCCCGGCUGCAGCUGCAGAAGCAACAGGGGGCGCGGGGGGGGGGCGGGGGGGGUCUGAGGAGGAGGAGGAGAAGGCAAAGGCGAAGCGGCUGCUGUACUGCGCCCUGUGCAAGGUGGCCGUCAACUCCCUUUCGCAGCUGGAGGCCCACAACAAAGGGACAAAGCACAAGACGCUGGUGGAGGCACGCAGCGGCCUGGGGCCCAUCCGCGCCUUCCCGCGCCUGGGGGGGCUGCGGGGGACCCCCCCAGCUGAGGCCCCCGAGCGCUCCUUCCACUGCCAGAUCUGCAACGUCCGCCUCAACUCUGAGCUCCAGCUCAAGCAGCACAUCUCGAGCCGGCGGCACCGGGAUGGCGUGGCUGGAAAACCCAACCCGCUGCUGAGUCGCCACAAGAAGCCCCGGACCCCCACGGAGCUGGCACCGCUGCCCUUCCAUAAGGAGCUGCCGAAGGCACUGGCUGGGGGGGGGCUGCUGCCACCCCCCCUGGCCCUGGCAGCUGCCGCCGCUGCCAUGGCUGCCCCACCGCUGGCACUGCGCCCCCCGGGGCCCCCCCUCCUGCCCGGGCCUCCCCUGGCACCCGCCCUGCUGCGCCCCGCCCCCGGGCCCCUGCGCCCCGCCCACGCCCCCCUCCUCUUCUCCCCGUACUGACACCAGCAACCGGUACCCAACCGCCACCCCAUGGCAACCACCCAGAAACCGGUACCCAACCAUCACCCCCUGGCAACCGGUAUCUAACCAUAACCCCCUGGCAACCAGUACCCAGCAACUGGUGCCCAAUCAUC